UUUCUUAAACUUCAAAAUUGAAACCACUGCUGACAACUAUGGGGAGGCGGGCCUCAAUACAAAACUUUCUUAAAAUAGGCGAAAAGAGCUGUACAAGGAAAUAAACCAUGUUCUAUGCGUCCAUUAUAUGCAGGGCAUUGCACUCCCUCGUUACUUUGCAGGAAGACCUGCCAGACCAGGCGGAGGGAAAGCGACAGGACCAAGCUUUGAGCAGGGCGGGAAGCCAUACCCCUUGCUGGGGGGCGCGUUGCUUGGAGACCCGGGUUUCAGAGCCGCGCGUGGGCCGCCAGGUGGAAGCGCGCGCGCCCUGUGUCGUCUCCUCUGCUGUGGGCUCGGCCAAUCGGGAGGCGGGCGGGAGGUGGCGCGGCCGGCCGGGGCGGGGCCGGCUUGGCUGCUCAGGGCUUGGCUCGCGCGGGAGGUCGGCUCCUGGAGCGCGGCCCCGGCACCGCUCGCUUUUACCCGUCCGGCCAUGGAGCGGCUGACGUUGCCUCCCGGCGGCGCGGCGGCCGUGGACGACUACCUGGAAUACCGGAGAAUUGUUGGUGAGGACGAUGGAGGGAAACUUUUUACUCCUGAAGAAUAUGAAGAAUACAAAAGAAAAGUUCUACCUAUGCGCUUACAGAACAGAUUAUUUGUGAGCUGGCGAUCACCAGCUGGAAUGGAUUGUAAACUUGUGGGUCCAGAGACUCUGUGUUUUUGUACACAUAGGUAUAAACAACAUAAAACUGACUUUGAAACAAUUCCGCAGCAGCGCCCCAUUGGUCUGCCUUGCCGAGUGCCUGGCUGCCCCUGCAGGGCUUACCUGUACAUCCCUUUGAAUGGUGCGCAGCCCAUUCGCUGCAGGUGCAAACACUUUGCCGAUCAGCACAGUGCUGCGCCUGGCCUCCUAUGCAAUGCCUGUUCCCAAUGUUCAGGAUUCCACAGUUGCUUCACUUGUGUUUGUGGUCAGCCUGCAUAUGCACAUGACACAGUAGUGGAAACUAAGCAAGAAAGACUUGCCCUGGGAAAACCAGUGGGACGGGAUGCUCCUUAUGCAGCAAUGGGAGGAUUAACUGGCUUCAGCUCACUGGCAGAAGGCUACAUGCGAUUAGAUGACAGUGGAAUUGGUGUCCCAUCAGUUGAGUUUUUAGACUCUCCAGUUAUGGCUGUGGACCACCCAUUUCUAAAAGCAUUUCAAGCAUCAUCGAGUUCUUCUCCAGAAACACUAACAGAUGUAGGUACAAGUAGUCAAGUUUCUUCCUUAAGGAGACCUGAAGAGGAUGAUAUGGCUUUCUUUGAAAGACGAUACCAGGAAAGGACAAAAAUUGAAAAGGCUGCUAAGCAGAAAGGAAAAGCACUAUUGCCAUCAAGUACAAAACCUUCAUAAAGACUGUCGGGGAAAUUAAAGCCAUCAUCCAAAUAUCAUUUUUGUGUUUAUUUAAAUAUAAUAAUAAAGUUUAUUUUUCUCCCAAAUUAUUUACUUCUUUUACUGUGUAAGUUUCUUUUUAUGUUUAUUUACAUAAGUGAAAAUACCUUAUAUUACUUUUAUCAAAAUUCAUGAUUUUCUACUUUGCAUGUACUUUUUAUCU
Molecule: messenger RNA, 1568 nt
Organism: Manis javanica (Malayan pangolin)
Lineage: Eukaryota; Metazoa; Chordata; Mammalia; Pholidota; Manidae
Gene: FAM221A
Product: family with sequence similarity 221 member A
Source: RefSeq, a predicted model, not a curated record